This is a messenger RNA of Gorilla gorilla gorilla (western lowland gorilla), 1721 nucleotides long. Its product is annotated as reticulon-3-like. The record is from RefSeq and is a predicted model, not a curated record. Bases 136 to 921 code for a protein of 261 amino acids. Lineage: Eukaryota; Metazoa; Chordata; Mammalia; Primates; Hominidae. Gene Ontology annotation, biological process: neuron differentiation; brain development; endoplasmic reticulum tubular network formation. Gene Ontology annotation, cellular component: neuron projection; endoplasmic reticulum membrane; postsynaptic density. The transcript has a single exon.
UCUGUCAGAGUCUGUCCUCAGAGCAGGCGGAGUAAAGGGACUUGAGUGAGCCAGUUGCCGGAUUAUUCUAUUUCCCCUCCCUCUCUCCCGCCCCGUAUCUCUUUUCACCCUUCUCCCACCCUCGCUCACGUAGCCAUGGCAGAGCCAUCGGUGGCCACUCAGUCCCCUUCCAUCCCCUCAUCAUCCUCCGGAGCCGAGACGUCCACGCCCGGCAGCAGCGGAAGCCCAGGAGCCUGCCCCGCCCUGGGGACGAAGAGCUGCAGCUCUUCCUGUGCGGUUCACGAUCUGAUUUUCUGGAGAGAUGUGAAGAAGACUGGGUUUGUCUUUGCCACCAUGCUGAUCAUGCUGCUUUCCCUGGCAGCUUUCAGUGUCAUCAGUGUGGUUUCUUACCUCAUCCUGGCUCUUCUCUCUGUCACCAUCAGCUUCAGGAUCUACAAGUCCGUCAUCCAAGCUGUACAGAAGUCAGAAGAAGGCCAUCCAUUCAAAGCCUACCUGGACGUAGACAUUACUCUGUCCUCGGAAGCUUUCCAUAAUUACAUGAAUGCUGCCAUGGUGCACAUCAACAGGGCCCUGAAACUCAUUAUUCGUCUCUUUCUGGUAGAAGAUCUGGUUGACUCCUUGAAGCUGGCUGUCUUCAUGUGGCUGAUGACCUAUGUUGGUGCUGUUUUUAACGGAAUCACCCUUCUAAUUCUUGCUGAACUGCUCAUUUUCAGUGUCCCGAUUGUCUAUGAGAAGUACAAGACCCAGAUUGAUCACUAUAUUGGCAUCGCCCGAGAUCAGACCAUGUCAAUUGUUGAAAAGAUCCAAGCAAAACUCCCUGGAAUCGCCAAAAAAAAAGGCAGAAUAAGUACAUGGAAACCAGAAAUGCAACAGUUACUAAAACACCAUUUAAUAAUUAUAACGUCAUUACUUGUACUGUGAACGAACAUACUUAGUGUCAGCUUGAGCCUGCAUUCCAAGCUUUUUUUUUUAAUUUGGUGUUUUCUCCCAUCCUUUCCCUUUAACCCUCAGUAUCAAGCACAAAAAUUGAUGGACUGAUAAAAGAACUGUCUUAGAACUCAGAAGAAGAAAGAAUCAAAUUCAUAGGAUAAGUCAACACCUUAAUGGUGGUAGAGCAUUUACCUGUAGCUUGAAAGGGGAAAGAUUGGAGGUAAAAGAGAAAAUGAAAGAUAGAACACCUCUGGGUCCUUCUAUCCAGUUUUCAGCACUAGUCUUACUCAGCUAUCCGUUAUAGUUUUGCCCUUAAGAAGUAAUGAUUAAUUUACGAAAAAAUUAUUUGGGGACAGGAGUGUAAUACCUUCCUUGGUUUUUUUUGCAGCCCUCAAAUCCUAUCUUCUUGCCCCACAAUGUGAGCAGCUACUCCUGUUACUCCUUUUCUUUAAUGAUUUAACUUUCAACUUGAUGAAUAACUUAUAAGUGAUAGUGAUAAUUCCUGAUUCCAAGAAUGCCAUCUGAUAAAAAAGAAUAGAAAUGGAAGGUGGGACUGAGAGGGAGUCAGCAGGAAUGAUGCAGUGGCCGUCACUCCCUCUGCCACUAUCCCCAGGGAAGGAAAGGCUCCGCCAUUUGGGAAAGUGGUUUCUACAUCACUGGACACCAGUUCUGAGCAUUAGUUUGAGAACUCGUUCCCGAAUGUGCUUUCCUCCCUCUCCCCUGCCCACCUCAAGUUUAAUAAAUAUGGUUGUACUUUUCUUAUUAUAAAAUAAAUGUCUGUAACUGCUGUG